CACAGUGGUCGUCUGUCUCCGGGCUCCAGCUGAUCGGGUGCUGCCUGCGUGAGUUGGGUUUGACGGCUCUUCUAUUCGUCGGUGUCAUUUAGAGCGACAAGCUUCAUUUCAAUCCGUCUCUUACAUACAGAAACCCCGGAUGGUAUUUUUUUGUUUACCUAGGUACCCAUCUGUCAGGGGUAAAGGAUCUAAAACGCAAAACGAGGCCCAUACACUAUCCCCGGAUUCACCUGCUCACGGACAGCCAGCAGCAGCAGCACCGACAUGGGGGACACCGGGAGCGAAGGCAGAAAGCCUCCAGCUAACGUAAACAUUGUAGCUCCGCGCUGUCCCUGCGGGUUCUGGGGGUCAAGAAAAACUAUGAAUCUCUGUUCCAAAUGUUUUGCAGAUAUUCAAAAGAAACAUACAGAUGAAGAUUUUGCUAUCAAGAAUUCUCCAAACCCUAGUUUCAGCCAACCGGACCACUUGAAUGAUUCAAACAACAGCUUAUCUCCAACACAAACCUCAACAGCCAGUACAUCAGUGGACCCUUCUCCAGCUGCUGCUACACUACCUGCUCAAGUAUCUAGCACAGGUGCUGAUUACAGUGCGCUUUGCACGGCCACAAAACGCUCUAUAGAAUCAGCCUCUGAUUCAGCAGGUGCUGUUUCUCCCAUAAAGCGAGCAAGAGAGUCUGAUGUGUCACAGGAUGAAGGAGCUUCAUCAUCAUUGGCAUUUCUGUCCUCUGCAUCACCUUUGUCACGUAGUGGCUCAAAACAACGCAGUCGGAAACGUUGCCACCACUGCCAAACCAAACUGGAGCUGGUCCAACAGGAGUUGGGUUCCUGUAGAUGCGGCUAUGUCUUCUGUAUGCUGCAUCGUCUCCCGGAGCAGCAUGACUGCAUGUUUGACCACUUGGGGCGCGGUCGCCAAGAGGCAGUUCUGAAGUUGGUGAAGCUGGAUCGUAAAGUGGGCCGCUCAUGCCAGCGCAUUGGGGAGGAGUGCUCCUGAGCAGCGCUCUUUGUAUGACGUUCACAAGACAUCUUUGCAUUUCUAAGGAUUCUUUGUGUUGUUUUGAUACAUUCUUUAAAACCAACCAGGCCAUUACCUCCACCAGUUUCUGCUUCUGUUUUCUUGCUACUAUGUCUAUGAUGUCUUUUGGGGAAAAAACUAAUCCAAGAAUCAGAGAACAUUAAGAGCAAAAGAGCUAAGGAUUUUGGAGUUUGUGACUUUGUGAUAAAUUUGAGUGAAACAAAACAGAACACAUGAAUACAGGAAAAUUAUGAUUUAUGUUUUCUCAGUAAGCCCAUUAAAUUCUUUACUAUUUACCUCAUAGGCAAGAUUAAAAGUACAUGUAAUAGGAGAAGUUGACACCAUUUAAAGACUGUGCUCUUUACCUCAAAUCAGACAGAGCUGUGCUUUGUUCUGUGCCACGCAAGCUCUGCUAGCCUCACCUUCAGUCAGUGUCUUACCUGUGGACGAAUCCUAUCCAGAAUCAUCCAUCUCAGGUCAACAGGACGUCUACUCUUUCUGCUUUAGCACCCUGCGUCUCUUUGUGGAAAACAAAGCCUGCACACUGGACAAUGCUCUUGGAAAUCUCCACUGUCUUCAUUUCAGGGACUUAAACAGUCAAGACUCACAAGUCAUUUAAAAAUUUUUGUCUUCCUCACUUUGUGUCAGGUUCUCUAGCUGUAUUGCUUUAAUAACAAGGGACAAAAGUGAAACUGUGCUUUUGACGGCACUGAUGUCUGUGCUACAUGACUGUUAAUCCCCUAACACUAUGCUUCUAAAUUGAUGUGGAGAACAGUUUUAAGUGCAUAUGGCUUGAACUGUGAUCAGCCUCUCUACUUAAUCAUUUGCAAUUUGAUAGAUUAUUGAAAAGCUGCAAUCAUAAGAAUCUAUGUUUUAGUUGAUCUUUGCUUGUCUCCACUGCCCUUCUCCAUUUCAUUCUCACAUUUAGUUUAGAGGUAGGUGCUGUCUGGACUGAACACAAACUGAAAGAUAAAAUAUCUUAUUUUUCCAGAUUACCUGAUGGAUAUCUGUUCUGAUGAAUUAUCUUUGUAAAAUAAAUCUUAUUUAACCUGAGUUACAGAAUUACUUACUUUAGACCUGCUUUUCUGCAAUUAUAAGUACAAAGAAAAAUAAAUCCAACACAGAAAUCAA
This is a messenger RNA of Boleophthalmus pectinirostris (great blue-spotted mudskipper), 2142 nucleotides long. RefSeq names its product AN1-type zinc finger protein 3-like. Gene Ontology annotation, molecular function: DNA binding; zinc ion binding. Bases 265 to 990 code for a protein of 241 amino acids. Lineage: Eukaryota; Metazoa; Chordata; Actinopteri; Gobiiformes; Gobiidae. The transcript is spliced from 6 exons. The record is from RefSeq and is a predicted model, not a curated record.